AUGACCCAUCGAACGAUAAAAGCGAUACGUGUUCAUGGGCCCGGAAAUGGACGCCAACUAAAUAUAACUAUUGGUCAAGAACGAUUGCAUGCGAGUGGUGUUUUUGCGAACGUUUAUUCGGCGAUACUCUACAAACCAACGCGGAUGAAUAUUGCUAUUAAAAAAACCUGGCCAGUGCGUGGCUCAUCUGUAAUAAGUCCAGAGAUGUAUUAUUUGUCGAGGAUGAAACAUCCAUCAGUGAUUAGUCUUCUGUAUCACUUUACGAUUUCUGCCAACGACGAGAUAUGCCAUUGUAUGGUAUUCGAUUAUUUACCUACGGAUAUGACAAAAUUAAGGAUGCAUCAGCCCGGUCGUCGUUUCAAUUUACUUGAUGCCAAAAUGUAUGCAUUUCAAAUGUUUUCUGCCAUUGACUAUGUGAAUUCGUUGGGUAUUGCUCAUCGUGACGUGAAGCCAUCGAAUUUAAUUGUUGACGAAUACACUGGUAUAUUGAAACUGGCUGAUUUCGGAAAUGCGAAAUUGUUACGAUCCUUCGAAGAGAACACACCAUAUCAAGUGACUCGAUACUAUCGAGCACCGGAACUCAUCUUUGGCUCUAUUCAUUACACCACCGCCAUCGAUGUCUGGGCAUGCGGAUGUGUGCUUUGUGAGUUCGUGACUGGUAAAGUGUUACUUCAAGGAAGAACCCGAGAGGAUCAAGCCAGGCUUGUAAUCGACGUGUUCGGCUAUCCGACAACUGAGCAGUGUGCAGCCAUGAAUAUCAGACGACCUCGAUAUGCAAGAAAACGUGCACGUGGUCUUAACGUUGUCAGUAGCACUAUUCAUGUGAUUUAUAUUCUGCCAGUAAUUCAGUCAUUACUGUCAAAUGUUCUUGAGGGGAACAACGUUCCAACGAAUAUGAUGAAAUUGUUGACGUCGAUUUUGCGAUAUGAACCGAUGAAGCGAAUUUCUGGUGAGGAUAUCUUAGCGCAUGAAUUUUUCGAUGACUUACGCAAGAAACCACGGCCAAAACGGUUAACUGGACAACGAAUUCCAAAACUUGAUUAUGAUAUUAUCGUUGAGGUUAGUUAA
Molecule: messenger RNA, 1068 nt
Organism: Anisakis simplex (herring worm)
Lineage: Eukaryota; Metazoa; Nematoda; Chromadorea; Rhabditida; Anisakidae
Source: the annotation of a GenBank genome assembly